This is a messenger RNA of Saccostrea cuccullata (small rock oyster), 3126 nucleotides long. Its product is annotated as glutamate receptor 2-like. The record is from RefSeq and is a predicted model, not a curated record. Gene Ontology annotation, cellular component: postsynaptic density membrane; plasma membrane. Gene Ontology annotation, molecular function: glutamate receptor activity; transmitter-gated monoatomic ion channel activity involved in regulation of postsynaptic membrane potential. NCBI's taxonomy places the organism in Eukaryota, Metazoa, Mollusca, Bivalvia, Ostreida, Ostreidae. Gene Ontology annotation, biological process: synaptic transmission, glutamatergic; modulation of chemical synaptic transmission; monoatomic ion transport.
CAAUAGACGUAUGUACUCCGCUCACCACGUGUUGGUGAAACAUUCUUUUAACUUACAUACUGUGUGGAUGGGAGAUCAUUAGUACAUUAGCUGACAAUGAUGAGAGAACAAUGUACAACUGUUGUUACGGUCAUUGUCUUAUCAUCGCUUGUCAUCAUCAAAUCAUCAUCAAACAGUCACCAGAAAGGUUGUGCAUGGGGACCUGAAUUGUUUCGUGCCAAAAGAGAGCAGCGAGAGGAACCAUCUGUGAAACUGAAACUUCCCGUAGGUACUAUCUAUGGAUAUGCAGAUCAACAACCACGUUCAGCAUUUAAAUUUGAAUUUGCCAAUUUCAACGCCAAAGAUUUCAAAUUUAAAUUGCAGCUGUUGGAAAACAUCACCAAUACCAGAAACAGUUGUUCUUUAGCUGAUUCGCUCUGUGAUCAGAUGGCAACCGGUGUAUUUCUGUUUUUUGGUUCGAAGGACACAAAGUCUGCGGAGACUAUAGAGUCCUUUACCAGACAAUUCCACGUUCCCUAUGUCUGUCCUUGUUUAACAAAAGUCGUCAAUCCUGAGAAGAAUUUCCAGAUUCAUAUGAAACCCCCUUUCACCAUGGCGAUUGUCGACAUGAUUCGUCAUUAUAGAUGGAGGAAUAUGAUAUACUUGUACGAUUCCACAGAAGGAUUACAACGAUUCAAUGAAGUUAUGAGUGCCUUUUAUGAAGACAUGUCAAAUAAGGAGACAAUGUUGGCAAUACGUCUAUAUGACGUGAACCAAGCGCACGAACAACUCAGAUUUAUAGAUUCAAUCACGUUUAGGUAUGGCGAUGCUGACAUCCGGAACAUCAUAUUCGAUUUGUCUUCCCAAGAAGCCUAUGAAUUAAUCAUGAAACAGCUAGCAGAAGUAGGAAUGAAUAAAGAGGGCUAUUUCUUUUUAUUUGCCACGAUGGAUUUCUCUAAGCUUAAUUUUGAACAUUUUGUACACGGCGGAGUGAAUGUGACGGGGUUUGAUUUAGUAAAUCCAGAGGAAGCGAAGGUGAAAGCUUUCUUGCGGAAGUGGAGGACAGCCAAUCAAAUCAUUUAUCCGGCAGCAGGACAACCUCUCAUGUCAGAGGCAGCUCUUGCAGUUGAUGCAAUGGAACUCAUCACAACAACCUUUAUGAGAAUGAUGGUUCAAAACCAGCAGGUUUUUCAAGCGAACUUUCGAAGAACUGAAAUGUACAAUUUUUAUGGCGAUGUUAUUCUCAAAGGUAUUCAGUGCUUCAACAAAGAACAUGGCUUUAUUCCUUGGCAGCAUGGCGAAACCAUCUUAAAAGAACUUAAAUCGGCCGAGUUUUCCGGGCUGACCGGUCCAGUGGCCUUUGAUGAGCAUGGUUACAGGAAGAACUACGAGAUCCACGUCUCCAGGGUGGGCCUCAAUCAACCCCCUGUCAGGAUCGGAAAAUGGAGCCAAGGUCGCUUCAGACUUGUUGGAGCAGACGAGAAUAAUCCCUUCCAAAGGAACAUGACAAGACGUGACGGAAUUAUAAGAAUAACCACCAUUAUGGUUGCACCAUUUCUCCAGUACAAGAAAGAUGCGGAUCUUCGAGGGAAUUCCUCGGAUCCAAACUACAAUGAUCGGUUUGAAGGAUUUAUAGUUGACUUAACAAAGAAGAUAGCAGAGCGACUGGAUUUAAAAUACAGACUUCAGCUUGUUCAUGAUAAUCAGUAUGGUCGCCAAGAUACAAAGACUGGGGAGUGGAAUGGCAUCAUAGGAGAGUUACUUGAUGGGACAGCCGAUAUGGCGGUGGCUCCGUUGACCAUAACACUCAAACGGGAGAACGUGGUGGACUUCACCAAACCAUUCAUGGAGGUCGGCAUCAGUAUAAUGAUAAAGAAACCAGAAAUAGAAAAACCAGGAGUGUUCUCUUUUAUGAAACCGUUCUCAAUUCAAAUCUGGAUGUUUAUCCUGCUGGCUUACAUUGCUGUGAGUGUAGGACUUUUCUUUGUGUGCAGAGCUAGUCCUUUUGAAUGGAGAAAAUUAAUUCAAGGAACUGUAUUGAAAUACGAAAAUGAAUUUUCUCUUGUCAACACCUUUUGGUUUUCUGCUGGGGCAUUGAUGCUUCAGGGAAGCGACUCUUGUCCACGAUCUCUAUCAGGUCGGGUUAUAGGAACAGUAUGGUGGUUCUUUGUCUUGAUUAUCAUUUCCACGUACACUGCUAAUUUAGCGGCCUUUCUUACCAUUGAACGUUUGGUCACUCCAAUAGCAUCAGCAGACGAUUUAGCGGCUCAGACAGACAUCAAAUACGGAACAGUGAGGUCUGGAUCCUCGCGCGAAUUCUUCGAGAUGUCAAAGGUACCAACAUUCCGAAAAAUGGGACAGUUUAUGAAAUAUAAUGACCAGUAUAAUGUUAAAACAGUGAGUGAAGGUAUAAAAAGAGUGCGAGAUUCUAAAGGAAAAUACGCCUUUCUAUUGGAAUCCACUUCUAAUGAAUAUGCCAACAGUCGUGAGCCUUGUGACACAAUGAAAGUUGGCAGGAACCUCAACUCCAAAGGUUUUGGGAUUGCAACUCCCCUCAAUUCACCUUUAAGGGAUGUGCUUAAUCUGGCUGUACUUGAGUUGAAGGAGGAAGGUACUCUACACAGGUUAAAGAGACGAUGGUGGAAUGACAAAUCACAAUGUGCUCAGGAUAACCAGGAGACAUCUGGGAAGAGAUCCUUAUCGCUCAGUAACGUCGCUGGUGUUUUCUACAUUUUGAUCGGUGGUCUUGUCUUAGCUGUUUUAUUUGGUGCCUUCGAGGUGACACUCAAACGACUGCAACUCGUUCCAAAGCACGUUUAUACCUUAAAAGACCGAGGGUCAUCGGAAGUCAGACUUCUUCGAACACCCUCUGAACGGGAGAACGGGACAGUGGCAGACUUCGGUAUUAAUAGUCCUGAUUUUCACAACGACGAAGUGCAAGAUAACGAAAUAAAUCACCAAGGAUUCUCUGGAUUCAUUGGGUUUGAAGCUUUUGGUGAUGGUAAUGCGCACACAGACGUUUGAGGAAUAAAUAAUUUAUUUAAAAAAGCUAUGCAAAAUAUUAUAUGAUAUCGAUGAAUAUGCGAUAUUACAUUGUUUUUAAUAAAGGAGAAAUGAAUAUUUAUACCUGAAGUACGUCCAUUCUGU